This is a messenger RNA of Marchantia polymorpha subsp. ruderalis, 2766 nucleotides long. The record is from the annotation of a GenBank genome assembly. NCBI's taxonomy places the organism in Eukaryota, Viridiplantae, Streptophyta, Marchantiopsida, Marchantiales, Marchantiaceae.
AUUCACCGAUAGUUUGGACUUCGUUCAUAUCAAAGUUUUGGACUUACGAAGGAAUGCGUGACAGAUAUUCUGUGCAAUAUAGCAUCGCCUUUGUAGCGGUGAAUGAGCAAAUGGUUAAUGUGAUAUGUUUCAGAAAUUUUAGAAUGUCAGACUCUAGGAUUGUUGAAUGCACAGAAAGUUACAGCAGGCAAUCCGAACGCUUUCAGACAGAUUCAGCUGGAGUGAGGGUGACCACUACGUGCAUCUGAACGAAGGUUCUAAGUUAUCAUCUGACAUAGACCUGCAUCUGGAUUGGAUCCUGAAGUUGUUUGAAGAACUGCGGGCCAGAUAGAAAUCGAUAGAAUUCGGGUGCUUCACACCCGUGGGAUAUCAUGGACGUGCAUUUGAAGGAAAUUUUUGGUAGUUUCAGUGAUCAAUUUGGUGUAGGCCGAGGAUCGGACUUGCUGAAAGUGAAGGGCAUCACUACACCUCUGCUCGAAUGUGUCUUCAGAACGAUCGCGGAGUUGUGGCGUUCAGCUCCGUGGAGACGGCUAAACUCUUCCGAUCUGCUGGGAGUCAAAAUCGGUAAAGCUUCGGACUGGAGUCCUCUGGAGCGGCAGCCUUUCAAAUGUGCACGAUUCUUGGGUGCCGGAAGUAAGGAUCUGGGGGUGGACCUUCUGAGAUCCGAGCAAGAUGCUGUGGGGCCGACGGGAAAGCCCACGAAGGCCAUCCCGGUGAAUGGACUUCUACGAAUCACCUUCGGAGGAGAAACGGAUUUAUUCCCCACCGCGCGAAGAAUGAUACGGUCCCUGGGUCUGGAAAUUGCAGGCCCCAGUGCUUUCCCCGCCGUCGAAGUAAUACUUCCCACGAAGUCCAAAUCUCUAGUCGAUAGAAAAUACUCCUCGUACCGCACUCCUCAUGUGCUCGAGCUGAAAUGGCUGAUUGCCUGCCUCAAAGCUCUCACACAAGUACAUCCCCAGCUCCAAAAGAUUGGGAAAUUCGGAGGCUCGAACAAAUUUGACGACCUUCUGCAGAAUGUUGAGAUUUCUCUCCCGAGCCCUGGCGAGGAAAACUCAGUCCCCGACGACGGGCCAUCUAUCACUGUCCGGGUGACAUAUCCUCCCAAGGUCACAUUCGACUUCAUCCCCAAAUUGGACGAAACCGACGACCGUGAUUCCUGCUCGGCUCUUUUACUCUCCCGUCAAUGCGUGAGCUGCAUGAAAGAGCUGCCGGCAGAUGGAGCUCCGAGAUGCGGCAGCUGCAAGGCUGUCUAUUACUGCGGCAUGGCGUGCCAGAAGAAGGACUGGAAGGAGAUUCACAAGGAUGAGUGCGCGCAGUAUGAGAAGAUGAUGGAGCGGGCGGCGGAGCUGGAAAUCAAGGAGUUGUCGUUCCCGGUCCUCGACUCCGAACGAUCGUGCCGGUGGCUGGAUCAGAUGGGGCUCCAUGGCAAAGGGAUGUGGAGGAGAAUCUGCAAGUGCUACCACUCGUGCCCCUUCGGUCACCUCCCUCUCGAAAGCUUGGUCGGCGGCUGGGCUCACACGGCGGCUUGGGGGCUCGAGCACGGGAGCUACCCUCCCGAUGCACCACUGAAGAUUCAAGAGCGACAAAUCAGCAGCAGCCAAGGCAGCUCGAAUUCCAGUGGCACGCACAGCGGCGCAAACAGCAGCGAGGGCAAAUCCGGAGGACGGCCUGCAGCUGCGAGCGCAGCCGAAGGCGGCGGGGCCGGCUCGGGAUCGAAGAUGAACUGCAAGCUGGAAGGGAGCCCGGUGAGCAGCGUGAGCAACGGGGGGAGGAGCAACGGGACCAUGUCCAGCGAGGGCAGCAGCGGGACGAGGUGCAACACGUAUGGGAGCGAGAGGAGCACCGGCAGCGAUGGAUCCAGUCUCUCGAGCUGGGUCGAUUACUACCAUCUGCGGAGCUUGACAUUUUUCAGCCCAGUGGCCGCCAUUUUGACUUACCCACUCACGGUCUACAACAUCGUCACCAGCAUUUGCGCCUCCUCGAAAACGAUUCUCGCCAAGCACAAGGAGGUUACCAUCCACUAUCUUGGGCCCCAGGGGGAGCUCGACUGGCUGCCUGCAUUUGCCGAGGUGGGCCAUCUGCUCAGUGCAUUUCACAGUGGCAGCCUGCAUAUAGUUAUGGUUGGGCCCGAGGUUCCGAACUCUCUGUCGGGGGAGGCCACGGGCCUGGGGAAGAAACUGAGGAUCACGUACGUGCAAGGGCUGUAUCAGGAGGAAGCGACUGCCUUGUUCCCACCCAAUCUGGUGGUGGCUCUCAAUGCCGGGCUCGAUCGCUCCGGGACCUGGGCUGGUGAUUUGAACAUUAUAAAGCAGCAGGCGGUUCCCACUUAUUUCACCGAUUAUGCCGAGUCCUGCUGCUUGAACGCCAAGCAGGUGUUGCUUGCUGCCGAGCUCCCGUUGACACAGCCCAUUGUUCCGAAUGCGUUCAGAUCUCCUGUAAGAGCUCACGUUCCUUUCACCGAUGUGCCUUGGUUCACCAAUGGCUUCCUAUUUGGAGUCAACACCUGACACCUUGGUGACAGUCUCGAUCUGUGAUCUGGGUACCGUUAGUUCCUGGUAGUCCCCUUGUGAGUUGGCACUUAAAUUAAUCUUCAAUAUGUAUAAAAUACAUUGCGUAAAAACCUACAAGCUCAAAAUCAUUUCUGAAUUCAACAUAGUAAGUACCAUGCAUUAGCUCCUGUUUUCCUGUAGUCAUUAUUUUAUACUCUACUUUCAAAACUAUUCAUUCAGAUUUCUACCCCUAAAAUUUGUCUUUAUGACAUCGCAC